AUGCCAUAUGUGAAAGUAUGGACCCAUACAGGAGCUCAAAAAACUCAAUAUACAAAUGGAGACCGUUCAAACUUUUGGCUUGGCAUUCCAUUUGCUGACUCAGAAGACUUUAUGGGUGGUAUUUCAACUGUUGGUACAGUUCAAAUACAAUAUACUGGUGACAGAGACGGUCCAGAUGAAUUGAAAGCAAAGAAGUUUACAAAACCAAUAGCACUUUUCACGGAAGAUGCUCUUUUGAAGAUUCGUUCGAUGAAACCUGCUGGGGCUCCUCAGAUUGGUAUAACGACAGCUUCCAUCGAGCAGAUUUUGGCAGCAGGUCAGUAA
Trichomonas vaginalis G3 is the source of this 324-nucleotide messenger RNA. Its product is annotated as protein of unknown function, DUF4106 family. The coding region runs from base 1 to 324 and encodes 107 amino acids. The transcript has a single exon. The record is from RefSeq and is a predicted model, not a curated record. Lineage: Eukaryota; Parabasalia; Trichomonadida; Trichomonadidae.